GCCCCAAUGUGUAGCUGGUCGUCCAGCUGCAGCAAAUUGACUGUUUUCACCAAUAUCUUGGUUAUGAUGGCAAGGAGACUUGCCUCCAUUUCAUCACUGAAAGAAGCAUUCACCACUUAUUUUCUCCAAUGGAAGCAAGAUAGGAAAAUGAAUGAAACUACCAAUUUGCUACAACUCAUAAGUACAAUCAAGUACAAGUACAAGCAUUGCAUAUCAUAUAAAAGUUACCAUCACACUAUCAUAAAUUCUUCUGUCUUAAUAUCCUCCUCAUCAUUUUCUUUUGUUUUAGCAAAUCAUACUUCCAUUUCACCCCUGCAGCAACCAUUCUAAGGCAUAGAGAGGAAAUCAUUGCAUAUGCAUAAGAAACAGGAUAAUCUAUCAUCACCCAGAGAUCUUGCUACUGUAAAAGCGCAUUGAUGGAUCACCUGCUUGACUGCCUGUGUCACUUGUGUCAUUCUCAGGGAAUGAUGUGCAUCUCUCUCCCUUGGUUGUACCUUUGUACCUUCUCUGUCCGAGUUCAAGGAGAAAGCUGACCUCACACAUGACACAUACCUUACAUGACCCAUGCCACUCAUUGAAACUUCCUUCCCAUGCGAAUAGCAGAGUCCUGCUACACACUGCACCAAAGAUGACUGAUGAGGGCACCUCCAGACAAUGCACUUUCGACACAAGAUGGUAUCAUCACUCCCAGUCCCAUCCUUAGCCACACAUGGCCAGCAGCAUGCAUUCAAAGUUCCACGAACCUCGUGGAUCAAGGGGAGAUCAUGCUUAAGGCAUGCCAUGUACUUCUGCCCUCCAAUGAACUCCAAGUAUUCAUACUUGAGCACCCUGAAUCCAGCUCCUGCCAUCUGCAUCCUACAUGCAGAUGUUCCAGGACCACUGAAAGGUGCCCAGAGCAUCUUUCUCCUUGAUCAUCCCAAGUCACACUGGAUGCUCCCCAGCAACACACAUCCACCACCUACUCCAUUGUCUUCCCCACCUCAUCAAGCCUUUCCCAAUCCAGGUGCCCACCCCACACUGAAGUCCAGAAGCAUACGAGGCUCAUAUGAUGCCCUGGAGAUUUCAAAGGCUACAGGGGAGACAUACUUCCUCCCUGCAUUUAUAUCACAUACUGCUGCAGGAUGUUCUGGGGACAACUCUCUCAACCUGGGAUGCUUCAUUGGGACCAGUGACCACAGUGUGUUGAACUUCCACAGGACCUUGGGCAGCACUUCCAUUGGCCCCUGGACUUCGGGAACACCACCGCCCUCGGGUGUUGUUUCA
This is a messenger RNA of Darwinula stevensoni, 1263 nucleotides long. NCBI's taxonomy places the organism in Eukaryota, Metazoa, Arthropoda, Ostracoda, Podocopida, Darwinulidae. The record is from the annotation of a GenBank genome assembly.